This is a messenger RNA of Eutrema salsugineum, 1369 nucleotides long. RefSeq lists its product as uncharacterized. Lineage: Eukaryota; Viridiplantae; Streptophyta; Magnoliopsida; Brassicales; Brassicaceae. The record is from RefSeq and is a predicted model, not a curated record. Bases 118 to 1242 code for a protein of 374 amino acids. The transcript is spliced from 2 exons.
GCAAAAAUGGAAGUUUUGGGAAAUUUGAGAAACGAAGGAGGAUACUACUUUAUGAAGCAAGGGUGUGGGAUUUAGGGUUUUGGUUCAGCCGUUUAGGGUUUUCAAUUUCUCUCAAGAAUGUCUCAGCUUUUGGGCCGAAUCGCUAAGCUGUCGACAUCAUCACCAAUUGGGAAGCAGCCGAGACUCUGUUUCAGUGAAUUGCGGGCAUUGACUACGGAGGCGACGCCGUAUCUUCUUUUUCAAGAGAUAAACGGCAGGAGGGCACCAUGUGGUAAUGAAAUGUUGGUGGACAUGAACUUGUACGAUCCGAGGAAGGACGAAAGAGUGAAGAUCCCGGACCAGACUCUGUCGAUGGAGCUCCUCUAUUCGGUGAGGAUAGGAUCUUCGAGUGGAUGGGUGGCAGGGAAGAACAUACACGACUCCACAGUGCGUCUCACAAAUAUGUUCAACCCUUGUGCCUCUGUUUCGUCACGCAAGGUUAUCUCCCUGCCUCCAUGGGAUGAUGAAAGUAGAGGUCGAGCUGUUUCCAGUAUCUCUCUGUCAGCCUCUCCAGACCAGCAAGGCUGCGUAGUGGCCGCCAAGACGCCUAGCUCAUCACUCAGUCUGUGUCGGCCUGGUGACUCGGAGUGGACGCAUGUCCGUGUCCCGUUUUAUGCCUCGGAGAUGACGUAUUCGGCGAGAGACCGGAAAUUCUAUCUCCACAUGUUGGCGAGAGAGCAAGUGUAUGAUGGUCCUAUUGAUCUCAUCGACACUAGCUCCGGCUUCCCUCAGGUGAGUCUGUACCAGAGAUUCCCUUUAUCUGACAUCCCCAAGAGUAGACAAGAUCAGGUUAACUCAACUUACAAGACUCAACACCAGGUCGAGUCUCCUUCUGGCGACUCCUUCAUCGUUUACUGGUGUAACGAGUUCUUGAACAGAGAAGAAAUGGAGUCUAUACGCGCCAAGGAACCCACUGACAGGAUCUUCCACAAGCUUAGGGGCUUUUUGGUGUUUAGGCAAGACAAUGAGCAAAGGAUCGCUUCUUACACUGAAGACAUUGGCGAUCUCUGCAUCUUCCUAAGCAAUAGUGAGGCCUUCUGCGUCUCUGCAACCGACUAUCCAGGACUUCACCCCAAUUCUGUCUACUAUGCAAGCUCUCGUACGGGGUUCGGUUUCUACGACCUCUCCUCCAACACUCUCCACGACGUCAUCGAUGAGGCCCCUUUCUCCAUGUACUACCACUGGCUUGCCCCUCUCCAGUGAAUAAAAGCUUAAUGGCUUUAUAACUGUGUAACUUUUAAGUGUUGUUUGUAAUUUGCAUUAUGCCUUGUUCCUCUAUCUUACUAUUUCGGAGUUUGUGUGUUCUUUCUUAAUUUUUAACUUAUGACAC